AUGGUAGCUGUGGCCCCUGGGUCGCUAACCUGGAUCGAGGGUUAUGCUAUCGCAAGGGAAUGCAAAUCUAUUUUCGCAAGGUAUGGUAUCUUCUUGGACUGCGAGAUACGUGAAUCUGUGGUCACUUUCUGCACCGCGGAUCAGCUCGAGACAAGUUCUACCGCCGACGCCUCUGUCGACUCUUCUGCCGAUUCUACAAACAAGACAAGCUCACCGAAACCUUUUCAGCUCUUUUCUGGACCCAUGCCAGAAAACGACGACUGGAUGUAUGCACAUACGUGGACAAACUUCUCUGACGUGCUUGGCACCACGAUCGCCAUGAAGGACAGGGAUUCUCUUACAGGCACGAAAGGCCUGUACCUCUCUUUGUCGCCAUCUUCUCCUGGAGCCGAGCCCAAAAUCCUGGCUUUGACUUGCAGACACGUGGUGAUUGAUUCCAAAACAGAGGGCGGCUUGGAAACAUACUGUCGCCCAGAGUCUGCUCCCUUCAAAGAUGUCGUUCAAGUGGGCCAGCCGGAUUAUGAGUACAUGGUCAAAUCGUUAGAGCGCAGAAUAUCAAGCUACCGCAAAGACUCUGAACACUUUAACGGCUGGCGCCCCUGCUCACCUUACGCGAAGAACGCCCUUUCUCUCCAAGAUGCCAUAACGCCAUUCAAUGCCGCUUCCUCCAGGGUUUUUGGUCAGCUUUUAUACGCGCCUGAGUUGAACACUACGGCAACCGAGGCCCAAUGGUCAAGAGACUGGACAUUGAUCGAACUACUUCCAGGAUCCCACCAAUCUCCUCUCAGUUUAAUAAAGAACAAAGUGGAUAUUGGAUCGGUUGUUGACUUUCUCACUGCGCUCUUUGGACGCAAACGAGUGGUCAUGGAUAUGAAGGCGGAAUACGGCUGCCAAACCAUGCAAAGCACUGUCGUCCCAAUCGACCAAAUUUUCAAAUCUGAUUGCACCGCUGAGGAUGAGUCAAGGAUGGUGAUAAAAUAUGGAUUGAGGGGAACAUUUACGCUGGGUCUUGGAAAUACGUUGAAAUCGAUCGUUCGCCAUCCAGAAACCCCAGGCGGCGUAAAGCGAGAGAGUGAAGCAUGGGGCAUAGUAUCAGUUGUACCCGCUAGAGUGUGUCUUCAAGAGCCCUUCUCAAUAGCAGGAGAUUCUGGCGCCUGCGUUUGGGAUAUGGAGCGACGCCCUGCCGGUAUGAUCACGGCAGGCAGCGGUUCCUCCGAACAGGUGUACGACAUUACAUAUGCGCAGCCGUUGGAGGGAAUAUUGGAGGACAUGAAAUCUUGUGGCUACGAUGUGUCUCUGGUUUAA
Messenger RNA from Trichoderma breve, 1305 nucleotides. RefSeq lists its product as uncharacterized. The record is from RefSeq and is a predicted model, not a curated record. The transcript has a single exon. Lineage: Eukaryota; Fungi; Ascomycota; Sordariomycetes; Hypocreales; Hypocreaceae. Bases 1 to 1305 code for a protein of 434 amino acids.